UUUUAUGGUGCAAGGUAUUUGUGGUAGCACAAAUACACAUUCUAAAAUUAUAAUAUUUGUGGAACAGGUUUCCACAAUUAAUAAAUGCCAAUAACUUUCUUACGGUGGAGUGUAUAGACAUAUAAAUUAUAUUUUUAGGUCGUGGACAGCGAGUUCGUAUCAUUUCGUACAAAAAUAGAGAUGCUACCACAAAUGUCUUUACUGCACGGUUGUCACAAAUAUGGUCAUACGUGUAUAGAAUGCAAGUGGAGUAUCCGAGUGAAGCUGGUCAGGCCAUUCUCAAGAUCGAAGAUGUACAUUUGGAAGAUGAAGCGAUAUAUAAGUGCGAAAUAACUUACAUCGAAGUGAAGGAAACCUGUCACGAAGUUGUGCAAAUCGUUAAUCUUACUACACUAGUUAAACCUGAGGUGGUAAGAAUUAUUGGAGACAGUAAUGGAGUAACCGGUGUGACAAUCGAGAGUGGUUCAACGCUGGGUCCAAAAGAAGAAGGUUCUGAAGUGGACCUGGUGUGCGAAGCUGGAAGUGGCAAACCCAUCCCCAGGGUCAGUUGGUACAACGGCACGACACUGAUUUCUAGAGCUCAGUACACGGCCAACGAUGCGGGAGAUGGCGUGGGAACCGGCAGAUCGAAACUACAGCUGACGCUGACCAGAGGCGAUCUGAACGCCCAGUUUAUUUGUAAGGUCGAGAGCGAAGCCCUAGACGAACCGAUCCUACAGUGGGUUAAAAUAGAUGUACACGUGCGUCCGACAAGGAUGGAAUUAUCCGGAGUGAAAAAUCACGUGGUCCAAGGUACAAACGUCCUGCUAAUUUGCGAUGUCUACGGAGCAAGACCAGCGGCCACCGUAAGAUGGACUAAUGGCUCUGUUCCCAUAACUGAUGAGAGUCUAGUGCAGACUAGUCCGCAGGAUAAUUCACGUUUGUCGACAGAUAUCAGAUAUGAUGAUAGAGACGGUACGUACACAACAAAGAGCCAGCUGAUUUUCGAAGCCAGCCAUUGGGAAAAUGGGAUGAAAGUCUACUGCUACGCCGAGAAUAACGUCACGAAGCAUCACUACGAACCGGAAAUGCACGAUAUGCUAAUACUCGAAGUCAGAUAUCCGCCAGUAAUAUCUGUACGUCCGAAAAACAUAACCGUGAACGAGAGUACGGCCCUGACGACAUCGACAAGCGGAACAUUGUUGAUCUGCAGUUACAAAGCCAACCCGCAGGAGCUUAGAGGAGCUUUAUGGUCCAAAGAUGGUACAAAUUUAACUUUAUCUGAUUCAUCCAAAUACAAGGGAGGCACCGUAGAAAAUCCACCUUUAAUAAUCUACAACGUGACAAGAGACGAUAUGGGAGAGUACAGUUGUUGGUUAAAGAACGAAGUGGGUUCAGAACAAUCAGCUGAUAGCAUAUUUUUAAAUGUUCAGUAUCCUCCAGAUGUAGUAGUUCUUAUGGAUCCCCCUACACCAGUAAAAGCUCAAGACAGAACAAACGUAAUGUUACAAUGCAACGUUACUUCAGGAAAUCCCUCAAACCUAUCAAAGGUGCGCUGGUUUUUGGAUGGCGAACUAAUGAAAGAAUUCCCCGAGUGUAAUUACACCGCCAAGGAUGAUACCGGUGGUCCGUUCUGCGGAUUAGAUCCUAGUUUUCUCAGUUUGGAAACAGUGGACGAGACUUUUGCUGGAAACUACACCUGCCAAGGAGAAAAUGUCGCUGGCUGGGGACCAGUUUCGGACCCUGUAGAACUAAUCGUUUACUACCCUCCGAGUCCGGCCAAGAUUCGCUACUACCCCUCGAAAGUGGUGAAAGGUGCCGAGGUGAAUUUAGAAUGCAAAGUGGACUCGACCGGCCGGCCCGAGAACGUCACCUACAUCUGGUACAGGGGCUCGCAUCAGAUGACGGAAAUUACGACGUCGAAGCACAAGAUCGUGCCCGUGGGCCUGGAGACCAGGAGCAACUUUACCUGUAUAGCGGUGAACGAGGGAGGGCAAAGCGACCCGGCCACAGCUUUUAUUAACGUCAACGCUCCCCCAGCCUUAUUUGACAGGCUCAAGUCUUACCAAGGCAUUCUGUAUUCGUCACAACAUAUAAACCUGACCUGCAGGGUGGAGUGCUUCCCUCUGUGUAACAUAAUAUGGAAGAAGAACGGUAGGAUCUUGGAAUUUAACGAAAGAAACAAGCUUUAUUACAAUAAGACGGUUAUCCAUCCCCCCGAUUUGCAGAAGAAUAUUUUCGAAUCCAUCGAGUCUACACUUAUAUGGAAUAUGACGGCUAGGCCGGGCCAGAGGCUGAACCGUACUGACCCCAACUCCAAUUACACCUGUCAAAGCGAAUCGAACCAAAUUGGACCCGGAGUCAGUUCCACCAUCGAAAUAGCUGUCGAUUAUCCCCCUGAAGACGUACGCGUUUCAUCGAAUCUAAUCAACGUCGUAGAAGGCCAAUCUCCAAGUCCUGUCAAAUGUCAUGGAAAAGGUCACCCCAAUCUUACGUAUAAGUGGAAGAAGAACGCCACCGCAGAGCCUAAAGACUACGGAGAAGAGUUGCGUUUGGGGCCUAUGAUGCGCUCAGAUUCUGGAAGUUAUACUUGUGAGGCGUCCAACAAGCACGGCAAGGAGAAUGCGAUAGUUUAUUUCAAUGUGCAAUACGCUCCUGAAUGUUCGAUAACCCGCACUGAAAAGGAUGGCAGUCCAGCUCUACUGUGCACCGUCCAGGCCAAUCCUCAGGAAGUGGUUUUCUUCUGGAAAGCUAAAGAAGGCAACGAAACGUACACCGAAACCAACAACGUCAUUCAGGACGGUUUAAAGAGCUUCCUAAUACUAGAUUCAACAGUGGACACUAAAAGGACCUAUCAAUGCUUUGCUAACAAUUCUGUUGGAUUCAGUGACAAGCAACCAUGCGAAAUGGACGUGGCAGGAAUACAUGAUCCAUCUGAUUUCAUUGAAGAUACAGGAAUCUUGCCCUGGUGGAAACGACUAAACCAAGAAAAAUUAAUUAUCAUUAUUGCGGCAAUAGUUGCUAUCAUCAUCUGCGUUAUAAUAAUCUGCAUCGUUAUCAUCGUUCUCUGCAGAAGGAAGAGAGCCAGCACCAAAUACAAUAACCCACUGGAAAUGGAAGAACGAGAAAAGUUUCUGUGCUCUCAAAGUCCGGAUGUUCUUGGGUUGCCUUUGGUACCCUGCGGUAGGGUGACUUACUUGGGGAACCAAGUUGUGACUUUUAAAAAAAUCGAGUCUUCACCACCAAUGUUAACCAGAAUGGAUCAGGUGAACCCGCGAAAAAGGAAAAAGCCUGGCGAUGCACCACACAACCCAUCCUCUACAGUCGGAGAUAAGAUUCGGCAGGGGGGUGUCCCACCGGUUGGAAAUAUGCAGGACCACCCCCUUUCCAACAACGCGGCCGACCCCAACGACAAAGGUUUCUAUGAAAACUUGCCCUUCCAUGGCAUUCAAAACCCGCCCAACAAGAAUGCAUUCUAUACCCUAACAACCCCCCACUGCAAGCAAACCAUCUUACCUCCGCAAUACUCAGCUACAAUACCCCACCAGAAGCAUGCCAAGUUAAUGCCCAAAGCCCUCUUCCAAGAACAGCUCGCCAAGAGCAAAAGCUUCUCCAGCAAGUCGAAGCACAAACGACAUUUCCAAAUUCCGCUCCAGAAAUGUCACAGUUUCAAGUUUCAAACGGCCGAGAGCUACUUCCAGCCUAUCAAAAAUAUCCACGAGGAGAACUUGAUGCGUAACGGAUACGUCAGUGAGUACCCCGCAGGUGGUUCCAGCACCACUAGCCUCCACGGUACCAGGAACCAUAAACGGGACAAACCGAAGCAGAAAACUAAAGGUCCGUUGGUACUGAGGCACGCGAACGAUCAAUUCCAGGAGAAUAUUCAGAAUUCGGUGCAGUUACAGUAUCCACAGCCCAUAUUGCCUAAUACUAGAGGUGGGAUACUACCGCAUCCCAAGCAGAACGGUGUUGUCCAGUACGCUGACUUGGACAUGCCGUCGAGCAGGAAGAGUUCGCACGAAAGUUCUAGCUCGGGUUCGACGAAAGGACACGCUAAAAAACAGAAACAAAAGACUGAAUACGCUACUUUAAAAUUCAACGAUAUAGGACAAGAGAUAGAUGUUUAAUAGAGACAAAAAUAGGAGUGAUGUGAGGUGAAUAUGAACUGUCAGAAGCAGAUCGACUAACGGGACUACACCAAGCGGUAGCGAUACAUAUAUUUUUUAAGCCCUACAGACCGGACCCUUGUGACCUGCUCUACGCUGACGUCGAUUACAAAUCCAACUACGGACCUAUUAACUACAAAGCCGCAUCUAUCUAUG
This is a messenger RNA of Sitophilus oryzae (rice weevil), 4301 nucleotides long. RefSeq names its product hemicentin-1. NCBI's taxonomy places the organism in Eukaryota, Metazoa, Arthropoda, Insecta, Coleoptera, Curculionidae. The coding region runs from base 240 to 4106 and encodes 1288 amino acids. The record is from RefSeq and is a predicted model, not a curated record. The transcript is spliced from 25 exons.